Molecule: messenger RNA, 945 nt
Organism: Dreissena polymorpha
Lineage: Eukaryota; Metazoa; Mollusca; Bivalvia; Myida; Dreissenidae
Exons: 3
Coding region: 1-945 (314 amino acids)
Source: RefSeq, a predicted model, not a curated record
AUGAACCCCCACCUGUCCGCUGUCCGGUAUGGUGACUUGCAACCAAUUGUGGAGGGGGGACCAGAGUACCAAGAUGAACCCCCACCUGUCUGGUAUGGUGACUUGCAACCAAUUGUGGAGGUGGGACCAGAGUACCAAGAUGAACCCCCACCUGUCCGGUAUGGUGACUUGCAACCAAUUGUGGAGGGGGGACCAGAGUACCAAGAUGAACCCCCACUUGUCUGGUAUGGUGACUUGCAACCAAUUGUGGAGUGGGUACCAGAGUACCAAGAUGAACUCCCACCUGUCCGGUAUGGUGACUUGCAACCAAUUGUGGAGGGGUAUGGUGACUUGCAACAAAUUGUGGAGGUGGGGCAAGAGUACCAAGAUAAACCCCCACCUGUCAGGCAUGGUGACUGGCAACCAAUUGUGGAGGUGGGACCAGAGUACCAAGAUGAACCCCCACCUGUCCUGUAUGAGGGGGGACCAGAGUACCAAGAUAAACCCCCACCUGUCCGGUAUGGUGACUUGCAACCAAUUGUGGAGGGGGGACCAGAGUACCAAGAUGAACCCCCACCUGUCCGGUAUAGUGACUUGCAACCAAUUUUGGAGGGGGGACCUGAGUACCAAGAUGAACCCCCACCUGUCCAGUAUGGUGACUUGCAACCAAUUGUGGAGGUGAGACCAGACUACCAAGAUGAUUCCCCACCUGUCCGGCAUGGUGACUUGCAACCAAUUGUUGAGGUGGGACCAGAGUACCAAGAUGAACCCCCACCUGUCUGGUAUGGUGACUUGCAACCAAUUGUGGAGGUGGGACCAGAGUACCAAGAUGAACCCCCACACGUCCCGUAUGGUGACUUGCAACCAAUUGUGGAGGGGGGACCAGAGUACCAAGAUGAACCCCCACCUGUCCGGUAUGGUGACUUGCAACCAAUUGUGGAGGGGGGAACCAGAGUACCAAGAUGA